Molecule: messenger RNA, 2433 nt
Organism: Oncorhynchus mykiss (rainbow trout)
Lineage: Eukaryota; Metazoa; Chordata; Actinopteri; Salmoniformes; Salmonidae
Gene: tmem119b
Product: transmembrane protein 119b
Biological process (GO): ossification; positive regulation of osteoblast differentiation; positive regulation of bone mineralization
Cellular component (GO): plasma membrane
Source: RefSeq, a predicted model, not a curated record
GAAAGGAGAAGAAAGGGGGAAGGAGGGAUGUGUCCUAAUGGCAAAAAACUUUUUUUUCCUUCUGUGCCGGUCAGAGAAACCUCCAGUCUAAAAUCUGAAACUGUAGAAGUUACUGGAGGAGGUGAGGCAGGCACGUUUUCCCUCUUGUUCUCAGUCCAUUUUCCUCUCUCAAGCAUCCAUAGUUCCAGAGGAGCAUUUUCUGUGUGACCACUUCUGUAGGAGGUCCUACAGGAGAUGACGUUCCUCAUGGCACUUCAUCUGAUUAGUCUUUCUGUGAUGCUCUGGUCCAGCAGUCCCAGUCUGGCCACACCCCUCCCUUUCAACAUUUCCUUGGAGGGCAGUGCAGAGGGGGAGGAGCUGGGCAGCCUCAUCCCCACCCCUUACUCACCUACCACCAGUGGCCCAGCCUCAGAGUCCCCAACCACCUCAGAUGGCUCCACUCACAUAGAGCACUUCCUGCUCAGCCAGAUGGUUCACUUCCUGCAGGAGAACAUGCUCCUCAUCCUUGUUGCCUCAAUCCUCUUCAUCACCAUCUUCCUCAUCCUCUGCUGUGCUUGCAUCAUGAGCCGCAAGCGGAAGGUCAAUGCCUACUACCCCUCGUCCUUCCCCUCUAAGAUGUACGUGGACCAGAGGGACAAGACCGGAGGUACCAAGCUCUUCAACGAGGUGCCAGAGAAACCCUCCAACGGGCAGCAGGCUGAACCAGUUGACUCAAGCAAGCAGCUCCAACAAGACAUCAUGAGGGCAGCCAAGAACCUCCGCACUCCCUCCAAACCUCCCCUGGGUGAGCGAGAGGGAAACAACCCCACACAGAUAGCAGCAGCUGCAGAGAAAAGUCCUGAUGUGAAUGUUCAGGCUGAGGGAGAAAUCAUAGAGAAAGACAACGAGCCAUCAAAUGCACCUGAGCAGAGCGAGGAGGUAUGCCAGCUCUCAGACAGUGAGGCCCAACACCGCAGCUGCCCCAAGCAGCCAGAGAUCCUUCCAGGACAGAUAGGCCUAACAGAGGAUGAUGAGUCACUCACAAGAGCUGAGCUUCCAUCUGGCCAAGGGCACUCACAAGCCAAGCAGGAAGGGGAUAGGCAGGAGAACGCCACUGUCAUGCAGUCUAUUCCGUUGAUCACUGGGGAGAAAACAGCAUUUUAACUAUGUUGGACAGUGGACCCUCCUUCUCCCACCAGCCUUCUCUGCAUUGGACAAUAUGUUUGAGCUCAAUGGUUUGGACGCUUUUGCAUGAGUGACAUCUUUAAGGCAAAGCCAUACCAAAUGUCGUCUAUUCAGUUGUAUGUAAUCAUAUACUUUUGUUUCCCAGUAGCCAUCUUUCCAUGUCGCUCCCUAAAGGGUAUAUGAUGUAACCUGAGCAUACAACUCAUGGACGCUGUAGUCUAAUGUUGUUUGUAUUUGUACAAUGGCCAAAGUAAUGGUACUGCCUUUUAUUUCUCUCUUCCACUCAUUGGUAGAGAUCAUUUUUUAGGGCAACAUGAGAUUGCUUUCCCUUUUUAUUCAACUAGGCAAGUCAGUUAAGAACAAAUUCUUAUUUACAAUGACGGCCUAGUGGGUUAACUGCCUUGCUCAGGGGCAGAACGACAGAUUUUUACCUUGUCAGGUCAGGGAUUCGACCUAGCAACCUUUCAGUUACUGGCCCAACGCUCUAACCACUAGGCUACCUGCCGCUCCUUGAACAAAUAUGGAUAAGUAGAGGGGAAGUUCACCAUGAGCACAUCAUGGUGCAGCAUCUGCAACAACUUCAACUUAGCAUGUUUCCUACAUUAAGGGAAGUAUUUUUGCAUUAUAAAACCUGUUUAUCGUUUGGUUAGUCAAAUGUUUAUCCCUUCGCGUUAAACAUUUCCAUUAAAGGGUCAAGCCGGAGUUCCAACAAUAACAAAGCAGGCACCCAGCCACUUGUUUCAGUAAACAGCUGAGGGAUGGGGCUUAAGAAACAUAACGACUCUCAAAGUCAUAGAGCUAUGGAUGCAAGGACUGAGCAUCCAUGAGAUCAAACUGAUUGUGAACCAUGUUUUGAAGCUAUAGUGUUUGAUUACACUUUGUACAAACAUUGAAGUAAAAAAAACAUAGUUGGGGUUCUGAAUGGGUACGACAGAUUAAGCUCAUGAAGCAUUUAAGGUACAGUCGUCAAGAAUCAAUGAUUUCAUAAGUAUUUUAGUAUUUUAGUAUAUUAUUCAUAAGUAUUUUAACAGUCAAAGAAAUGUGAAGCAACUGCAGAUUGUUGUCCCUUAAAGGGCCAGUUGCUCAGCUGCAGACCUAGGUCAGAAGUUGGGAAAGCAUCCAAGUGUCUGUUCUACUUGUACAAUACAGGCUGGUUAGUCCGGUGUGGUUGAAAAUAUGCACACUCCAAAAUGUUUGUAGAGGUGCCGACUUUCCUUCCAUAAUUGUACUUUGGUUGAAUAAAGUAGAUUUUAUGAAGACAGGAAGAAA